Messenger RNA from Dryobates pubescens (Downy woodpecker), 3561 nucleotides. It is a transcript of the gene PRKAA1, whose product is annotated as protein kinase AMP-activated catalytic subunit alpha 1. NCBI's taxonomy places the organism in Eukaryota, Metazoa, Chordata, Aves, Piciformes, Picidae. The transcript is spliced from 9 exons. Gene Ontology annotation, biological process: protein phosphorylation; intracellular signal transduction. Bases 28 to 1710 code for a protein of 560 amino acids. Gene Ontology annotation, molecular function: AMP-activated protein kinase activity; ATP binding. Gene Ontology annotation, cellular component: cytoplasm. The record is from RefSeq and is a predicted model, not a curated record.
GGCCGGCGCUGUAGUGCGGGGGGCACUAUGCGCAGACGCGGGCCUUGGCUUAAGAUGGCGGCGGCGGAUAAACAGAAGCACGAGCAUGGGCGAGUAAAGAUCGGGCACUAUAUCCUGGGCGACACGCUCGGCGUCGGCACCUUCGGCAAAGUCAAGGUUGGCAAACAUGAGUUGACUGGCCAUAAAGUUGCAGUGAAGAUCCUGAAUCGACAAAAGAUCCGCAGCCUUGAUGUUGUAGGAAAAAUCCGCAGGGAGAUCCAGAACCUCAAACUCUUCAGGCAUCCUCACAUAAUUAAGCUGUACCAGGUCAUCAGUACACCAACUGACAUUUUCAUGGUGAUGGAGUAUGUUUCAGGAGGAGAACUGUUUGAUUAUAUUUGUAAAAAUGGAAGGCUUGAUGAGAAGGAAAGUAGACGUCUGUUCCAGCAAAUCCUUUCUGGUGUGGAUUACUGUCACAGGCAUAUGGUAGUACAUAGAGAUCUGAAGCCUGAAAAUGUAUUACUUGAUGCACACAUGAAUGCCAAGAUAGCUGACUUUGGUCUAUCAAAUAUGAUGUCAGAUGGAGAAUUUUUAAGAACAAGCUGUGGUUCCCCUAACUAUGCUGCACCAGAAGUAAUUUCAGGAAGAUUGUAUGCAGGUCCAGAAGUAGAUAUUUGGAGCAGUGGAGUUAUUCUCUAUGCUUUGUUAUGUGGAACACUUCCAUUUGAUGAUGAUCACGUGCCAACCCUUUUUAAGAAGAUAUGUGAUGGUAUCUUUUAUACCCCUCAGUACCUGAAUCCAUCUGUAAUUAGUCUUUUGAAGCACAUGCUGCAAGUGGAUCCAAUGAAGAGAGCAACAAUCAGAGAUAUUAGGGAACAUGAAUGGUUUAAGCAGGACCUUCCAAAAUACUUGUUUCCUGAAGAUCCAUCAUAUAGCUCCACCAUGAUUGAUGAUGAAGCCUUAAAAGAAGUAUGUGAGAAGUUUGAAUGCACUGAAGAGGAAGUGCUAAGCUGUCUAUAUAGUCGAAAUCACCAGGACCCUUUAGCGGUUGCGUAUCACCUCAUUAUAGAUAACAGAAGAAUAAUGAAUGAGGCCAAAGACUUCUACUUGGCUACAAGCCCACCGGAUUCUUUUCUUGAUGACCACCAUCUUUCUCGUCCUCAUCCUGAAAGAGUGCCAUUUUUAGUAGCAGAAGCGCCACGUCCUCGUCACACUCUUGAUGAGCUGAAUCCACAGAAGUCAAAACACCCAGGUGUAAGAAGAGCUAAGUGGCAUUUGGGCAUACGGAGUCAGAGUCGACCAAAUGAUAUCAUGGCUGAAGUGUGUCGAGCAAUCAAACAACUGGAUUAUGAAUGGAAGGUUGUAAAUCCGUACUAUCUCCGUGUUCGAAGGAAGAAUCCAGUGACAAGUGCAUAUUCCAAAAUGAGUCUGCAGUUGUAUCAAGUGGACAGCAGAACCUAUUUGUUGGACUUCCGUAGCAUUGAUGAGGAAAUUACUGAAGCAAAGUCUGGGACUGCAACACCACAGAGAUCAGGUUCUGUGAGCAACUACAGAUCCUGUCAAAAAGAUGCAGAUGCUGAUGGGCAAGGAAAAUCUGCAGAUACAUCCCUUACCUCAUCAGUGAGUUCUUCUCUUGACUCUUCUACAGCCGACUUAACUCCAAGGCCAGGGAGUCAUACAAUAGAAUUCUUUGAGAUGUGUGCAAAUCUUAUUAAAAUACUUGCACAGUAAUUUUGAAGAUGGGCUUAUUUCUUUCAUAGCAAUAAGCUUGCUUAAAUUGUAGUCAGAUGCUUCCAGUUAUAAUCAAGGUAAAUUAAGGCGCUGAAAAAGCUAGCCACAAGAAAGCAAUUUGCACAGGGAUUGAAAUUAUUACUGGCAAUUAACGCAUACUAUUUUGAAGCUGGAGUGAAUUCUGAUUGUCUGCUGUUCAAUAGCGUGGUACAGGAAAAAUCCUGCCCUUGGGGCAGUGUUCAUUAUAUUUCACAUGGAGUGCACAUUAGGCUGAAUAUAAUGUUUAAGUUAGAUGGAUCUUCUUGCUUUUUUCACUAGUAAUACAUACAUCUGAUGCACUAAGUAAGUAUACACCCACUAGUUCAGUGACCUAAGUAUAACCAGUUGGUCACUUUCUACAGUUGUGCCUCGGUUGAUGAGAACUAUCAUCUUAUCAUAAUGUGUUAAAACUGCUGUAUUUCUUGCCCCCGAUUUGGCAGUAAAUGAUAAAUAUUUUAGUGUGUUGCAAUGUACUACUUCUAACAACUGCUAAAUCUGAUUAAAUGCAUGCAAGUCCAACCAGAUGGAAAUGCAUGUAGGUGCUCUGUAGUGCACUAAAGGUGAAAUUUGGUUGCCUGUGAGUAGACCAAUUUGUGUCCACAACAAUGGUGAGAGACUUAAUGCUGAGAAGACUUGGUGCCCUGUCAGCAAAAGCACAGUGUUGUUCUGUGAAAUGGAACUGUGGGCAAGCUCCUGAUCGGUGCACAUACACUUUAUGGUGUUGUGGCAGCACAGCAGCUCCCCACUGCUACUGCAGGCUGAGAAUCCUUUGCCUCAGAAAUGUGCAUGUAGUUAAGGGGUGGUGCAUGCUAUUCCAGGAUCUGAAACAGACAUUUUAUAGUAUGUUAGUACUUUGAUACCGCUAUUUAUCACAUUAAUUUAGCAUGCACUAUAGAAUUCACUUUGCAGUUGAAACUACAUAUAUAGUUUAGGUUUUAUUAGGUCACCUUUAUAGGAACUUUGCUAUUUAAAUUAAUUCCAAAAUUAAGUAGUCCAACUUUUCAGCUGAACGCUGAAAACUGAUCUUAAGAACUUCAGCUCUAGCAUUCAAAAUGUUUUCAACAGUAGAUUGCAAUUGCCAGACCACACAGCCUUCUGCAUUUAUGAUUUUUGCAACAUUUCAGGAAGAAAAUUGAACCAUAUGUUAAAAAUCACAGCUAGUACUUUCAGUAUAACAUUUACUCUCUUGUAAAUUGAAUUAGCUAACUUCCAUUUUUCAUCUAUCACUAAUAAAUAGUGAAAUAUGUCAUAACAUGUUUAGUUUUGCAUUCAAGAAUUUUCUCUCAACUUCAUGACUUACUCAGUUUCAAAGGUUGCUCUCCCAAGGAGAGAUUGAAAAUCAGGGCAUUACUGUGAACAAUGAGACCUGUACUGUUAAAAGUGAAUGGGGAUUCUUGCCGUUGACUGAGCAGAUACAAGAACAGUUUAAUCCAGUCCAACAGGCUCCAGCCCAGAAAUUCAUCUGUUACGAACAUUCACAAUCUGAAGAAACAAAGCUGCUUCAAGCCCUCGAACUGCUGUAAACUUCAUUCUGAGCUGGGCAAUUGUGUGUUCUGUCUGGUAUGUUAGUAAAAGUUACAACUUCAUUUCUUUAUCCUCAAGUGUCACACGUGGUCAUGUAAUGCAAGGUUGUAUUACUGUAUCUCAAACUGGAAGGCUUUCCUUAGGUAAAGUUUUGGGUUUAAACUCCUGAGAUUGAGAUGUCAACAGGAGGGACCAGCUGAAAAUUGUACUUUUGAAGCCUUUUUAAUCUUGUACAAAUUGGUUUUGAGGUACAGAGUCAAUCAGCAUGUUAAUUUUUGUUACCCUUUU